Messenger RNA from Exophiala viscosa, 1705 nucleotides. RefSeq names its product alpha-amylase. Gene Ontology annotation, molecular function: calcium ion binding; alpha-amylase activity. Gene Ontology annotation, biological process: carbohydrate metabolic process. Bases 51 to 1340 code for a protein of 429 amino acids. The record is from RefSeq and is a predicted model, not a curated record. The transcript has a single exon. Lineage: Eukaryota; Fungi; Ascomycota; Eurotiomycetes; Chaetothyriales; Herpotrichiellaceae.
GUGGAGGUACAUGGAAAGGAAUCGAAAAUCAUCUCGAUUACAUCGCUGGGAUGGGGUUUGAUGCCAUUUGGAUAAGUCCAGUCAUUCACAAUCUUGAGGAGAACACCACCUGGGGCUAUAGCUACCACGGAUACUGGGGCGAUGAUCCCUUCAGAUUGAACGACCACUUCGGAACUGCGGAUGACUUGCGGAGCCUUUCAAACGCAAUUCACGACCGUGAUAUGUUGCUGAUGGUCGAUGUCGUGGUCAAUCAUCUGGCACUAAAUCAAGAGUCUGAGGCUACCGACAACAGCCAUCUUCCUGAGCCGUUUAACCAAUCAACUGCAUUCCAUCCGAAGUGUCCCAUCAACUACGAAGAUCAAAGUUCCAUCCAGGACUGUUGGCUAGUAGACUCUCAACCACCGCUACUGGCAGAUGUGAACACAGAAAACCCAGACGUCUUUGAUGCACUGGUUGAAUGCGUGGUCGAGCUUGUUCAGGACUAUUCGAUCGACGGAAUCCGUCUUGAUACCGCAAGGCACGUGCCUCAACGUUAUCUGACACAGUUCCAGGAAGCAGUGAAAGUCUUCGUGACUGGCGAAGUUUUGGACGGCGGGGUCGAAUACGUCUCCCAAUAUCAAGGCUCUUUGAGCAGUGUCCUCAACUAUCCGCUCUAUUUCACCACCACCGACGUGUUCACUGGAAAGGCCACAUUCAACAACCUGGUAACGACGAUCAACAACGAACGAGCUUUGUUUGACGAUUCUACCCUCCUCACCAAUUUUCUAGACAAUCAUGAUCAACCACGUUUUGCAAGCCUGACUGGGAACAACAUCACACUGGACAUCAAUGCUGCAACAUUCGUGAUGUUGACGACGGGUAUCCCCAUCAUAUACUAUGGGUUCGAACAACGCCUGGAAGGAGCGGCCGACCCCGACAACAGGAAGCCACUCUGGUCAGCUGGGUAUGAUACCAACACACCGCUUUAUCAGUUGCUUUCGAGGCUCAACACGAUCAGAACGUUGGCAAGGUCCUAUGACGCGUCGAUGCCCUUCAACAAUUUCAGUAAGGCCCUGGCGGUCUCUGAUACACAACUGGCGUGGCAACACGGCCCGUUGAUUGCGGUCGUGACGAACGCCGACAGCCAAGCACCCAUCUUUACGAGGGCGGACGACAGCGCCAUGUCUGGGAUUAGGCUGGGCCCGCCGGAUUAUCCUGCUGGAGUCCAUCUGUUCGACAUGAUAGGUUGCACAUUGACGGUGACAACAGGCGCCGGAGGCAGUUUUGCUGUGCCAAAGAAUUCAGGUCCGCAUGUCUUUGCACCUAAGGAGCUUGCUGCAAAGCUAUGUCCAGACAUAUAGAGGGAGCUCUUUGUGCAAUUUACGAGGCUCUUGACGUUGGGUAUCCAGAAUGUGGGGAUGUGGUCAAAAUCCCUGAGGUUGUAAUAAAACGAGGUCCAGAUCACUAAAGAGGACAAGCCCGCAAGGCCUAGACAACAAGCCGCGAUGGGUCGUGGAGGGCUUGUGGAAUAAGCGAGCAUUGGCCAUUUUAGGGGUCAAGGAGUCCAUGUUAGGAAAUGGGAACGGGCGCCACUAUUGGAGCUUAACUUAGAAACUUUCCCAAAACAACGGGUGCCGUCAGUCGUCGUCACCUCCGCAAUUGCUUUGGUGGCUUGAGUCCAGAUCUGUCUUUUUUUUCGCAGAAAGCACCGGUUACAGAUCACGGC